UACGAGGGGAUUAUCACAGAAGGAAAUCACGACCUGGUCCAUCACAUGGAAGUGUUUCACUGCGAAGUCAGCCCACGUCAUCGUCUGCCAUCCUACAGCGGACCGGGAAUGUCCGAAGGUCAACCGGAAGGUCUUGAUGUCUGUAGGAGAGUUAUCGGUGCUUGGGCCAUGGGCGCACGGGCGAUGAUUUACCCAGAAGAAGCUGGUGUUCCUGUAGGAGGUCGUGACUGGUCGAGGGUUGCCUUGUUGGAAGUCCACUUCAACAAUCCAAGGAAGGCCACAGGUCGCUUGGACAGCUCUGGUAUUCGCUUCUACGUGACGUCACACUUGAGGAACUACGAUGCCGGUAUCAUGGAGCUAGGCCUAGAGUACACCAACAAAAUGGCCAUCCCUCCGCGACAAAAACGGUUCCAGCUUCGCGGCUACUGCACGCAUGAGUGCACACAACGAGUGUUCACGAAGCACGUGCGGAAAGGGCGUGAGUUGUCGGAGCUGAAUAGGGACAACCAUUACAGUCCGCAUUUUCAGGAGAUCAGAAGGCUGGCGCAGACGGUGAAUGUAUUACCUGGCGACGAUUUGAUCACAACCUGCGAGUAUGAUACUUCCGCGCGACCACUGGCAACUGUGGGCGGGUUCUCCAUCUCUGACGAAAUGUGCGUGAACUACAUUCACUACUACCCAAAGUCGGAGCUGGAAGUCUGCAAGAGCUCGGUUCAAACCCACGAGCUUGACACUUUCAUGUUUCUGUUGAAUAGACUAGAAGGUGCCCAUGUCUAUCAUGAAGCGGGAUAUCGUGCGAACUACAAGAACAUCGACUGGUCACCAACCAACGUCCAUCUUCUCAAGACGCUUUAUGACACCUCUUUGCUGUCGAUGCAGUGCAACAAGUCAGACGGUACUCGUUUCCCUGGCGACUGGGAGCAUAUUAGACCCUCACAGAUCACAGAACCUUUUAACAGCCAACACCCUGACACAAUAUGCUAA
Molecule: messenger RNA, 984 nt
Organism: Candidula unifasciata
Lineage: Eukaryota; Metazoa; Mollusca; Gastropoda; Stylommatophora; Geomitridae
Source: the annotation of a GenBank genome assembly